This is a messenger RNA of Phlebotomus papatasi, 1926 nucleotides long. Its product is annotated as epoxide hydrolase 4-like. The transcript is spliced from 5 exons. Gene Ontology annotation, molecular function: hydrolase activity. The coding region runs from base 523 to 1770 and encodes 415 amino acids. The record is from RefSeq and is a predicted model, not a curated record. NCBI's taxonomy places the organism in Eukaryota, Metazoa, Arthropoda, Insecta, Diptera, Psychodidae.
UCUAAGUGGUCGUAGACCAAAAGAAAAUCCAAUUUUUCUCUGUUGAUUAAAUCUACUCGAAAUUGUAUAUAAUCAGUCUCUGGAAUAUUGCAUAAUUGUUUUGUCAUCGUCUCAAUUUUACGUAUGAUUCAGUUCCAAGUCCACGAGGUUAAAAUAAUAAUGUUUUUCGUGAUAAAUUUCCCUCAUUCGAAAAUUUUCUCUGGGAGCGAUAGACAUUGUGACCUUUCGGAGUGCAUCGUAUGGUCUUUCUUCUGGACGUCUCGUCAUCGAUAUUUUUUUUUGCUAGGAGAUAUACUGGCGCUCACCCGUUUUUUGUGCCUUAUCACAACCUUAUCAUUGUCAGUGGGGCUCAGAGAGUUACCGAUAAAUCUCUCUCAUUCAGUUCUCGUGCAACACUCAGCGAUAUUGUGCCACUUCUGUAGGGAAACCUAAGUAGAGUUUUUCGUGAUGUUAGUGUAAAUUUUCUUUAUUGUUCAGCAUUUUCCGGAGUGUUUUCUCGUGUGUGGAGCACGUGGUGUUAAAAUGCAAUUCGAUCAAAUUGAUGAGUCCAACUAUAAACUUGUGGAAGUUGUGUCAAAGUGGGAUAUUUUAGUUUGCUACAUAAGUGGAAUUUUUCUUGGUAUCUGGGUGACCAUUAAAUGGUUAAUUCACUAUCUCUGGACCCUCGUGAAUCCCAGAUCAUCGGGAAGAUCACCGAAGAAUUGGUGUGUUCCUGAGAAACCACCCUCAUAUCUCGUGGACAGUAAUUUUGGGCGGCAUUCAUACGUGAAGCUAAAUAGAACAAAAUUUCAUUAUGUUGAGGCUGGAAAUGUAACAGAUCCUGUAAUCGUGCUACUUCAUGGAUUCCCAGAUUGUUGGAUUGGAUGGCGAGAUCAGAUAAAGGAACUUUCCCGCUUCUUUCGAGUCAUAGCGCUGGAUCUGAAAGGUUUCAAUGACUCGGACAAGCCAAUUUGGCGCCGGGAAUAUCGGAUUGAGAAAGUGUGCCGAGAACUUGUGGACUUUAUUCACAGCUUGAAUGUGAACUCUGUGACACUGAUGGGGCAUGAUUUGGGCGGAAUUCUGGGAUGGAUUCUGGCUCAUACAAAUCCUCGGGUGAUAAAUCGUCUUAUCUGUGUGUCAGCACCUCAUCCAAACCUUAUUUGGUCCAAUUUGGACAGUUCCAAGGUACCUAUCAACAGUGCAUGGCUCAAGUUCAUCCAAUUGCCCUAUCUUCCUGAAGUGGAACACGUGAGACCCGAUUCGAAUUUUCUGGAGAAGAAUUUCACUCACGUGGACAAUUCCCGCCCAAAAUCCAAAUACAACAAUCUUCAACCAAUCAAUGGAUCUGCUAACGAUAAGGGGCAUAUUCUUGAUGCUUAUCGAUACAUUUUCAGUCGAAACGAGGACUGGAAUGGGCCCCUGAAUUACUUCAGAAACCUUCCUUUCUAUCGGAUCAGAGAGGGCUCUUUCAUUUCAUGUCCUUGUCUCAUUGUUACAGGAAACUCAGAUCCUCUGUUUCGGCUGGAAUCCUUGAUCAAAAGCACUGAUUACUGUGAGAAUUUCGUGGUUAAAAUCAUCGAAGGUGCAGCCCAUUGGCCUCACCAAGAGACACCACUUGAGUUUAAUAGGAUCAUCCUCAAAUUUCUCGUUGGAUCUCGAGCCAGUCAGACUCUUGAAAAGACGGAGAAGGUGAACAACAAGGGCUUGGUGGGAUUUAUGCUGGGUGCAGUGUCCAAUAGUGUCAACAAAAUUCACAAUUCUGUCCAUUUGAGAGCAACUGAAGCUUUCUAAUUUCUUUUUGCUGUCCUUUAUCUCUUUUUCAAUGUCCGUCGGGAAAUUUAUGGGAAAUAACGUUUUGUUUUUCCAAUCUUUGCAUUAUGAUAUUAGCUGAGUAAUCAUGAUAUUCUCUACCAUUUUUUUUAAUAAUAAAUAUAUUUUUAAAUAAAA